Molecule: messenger RNA, 1567 nt
Organism: Coregonus sp. 'balchen'
Lineage: Eukaryota; Metazoa; Chordata; Actinopteri; Salmoniformes; Salmonidae
Source: the annotation of a GenBank genome assembly
UUUGACAGAAGUACAGAAAGUAACAAAUUCUAGUACCAAACCAUUUUUCAUGUUCUAGUAUCGAAGUUUCGGUAUACCGUGCAACACCACUACAGAGUUACAACCAAAGAGGGUGAUCAACCAAUGAGCAUUCUCAUUGGUUGAGCAUUCUGUUCUAAGUGGAUAAUCUGCUCAAUAUGUCAUUCAAUAACAGUCAAUCCCUCCUAUCAAUAUCUAGUGGCAAGUGAAUUGACACUGCACUGUUUGCUUAUUAUGAAAUGAAGGUAAUGCAAUAGUUUUUGGUCCAGACCAGCAGACACCUCUGUUUAUGUUCCUUUCAGGAUGUCCAAAAUUGAGCGUCUGAAUGCCCGUGUGGCGAAGCUGCUGACGGUGGCAGUGCAUGAGGUUCUGGAGGUGGUGAAAGAGACUGUAUCAGAGUACCAGGAGAAAACAGCCAGAACUCAAAGAGAGAAUGAGAGUCUGAGGAGAAGACUGCAGGAAAUGCAGGACAAGAUGAAGAGAGAGAACACAGGUGAGUCGUGAUAGUGUCUCAAUGGUGGCGGGUGGCUGGCCAACAUAAUCAAAUCAAUAACAUGCCAUUUUCUGCUGCUUGCUCAAGUUCACCCUUUCACCGUUUUGUUUUGCAGCUGCUAAACUUGCAACAUUUCCUGCGACUGGUGGCUGUGGAAGAGCGGCCAUCGAGAAACCGUCAGAGCAGGGUUGGAGCCCUAGUCUGAGACAGGACAGCCCAGAGCCCACACAGGUAGACGAGAAACCAGCACUCACCUUCGAACAGACUGUGAGACUAAGGCAGGAGGAGGAGGAGUACAAUGCACUGGAGCUGGAUCAAACAGCAGACUAUGAGACAGAGUGUAACUUUACCCUAACCUUACCCGGGCAUCAUGAGAGGGUGGCACAGCAAUCAGAUGAAGCUGUUUCGGUCCACGUGCCUCAGGGUCUGAAAAAGGACUCACAUUCAGACUUGAAUAGCGCUUCUCAGGGAAACACCCAGCUUGGCAUCAAUCUGACUGUUAUCAAGACGGAACCCGAGCCCACCGAGUGCUCAGCACCUGAACCGCUGACUAUCCCGGAGACCUUUGAUUGUGUCGAUUUAAGCUGCAAUUCCACGCGCUACGACCCAACAACGAGUGCUCACAAGUCUCAUGUGAGCACAGGACCAUAUAAUGAACUCGUAUUCGUCCACUCGAGUCACAACAGCGUCGGGAGGAGGUUUGGGUUCGGGAAAAACAGCAGGGACGGGAGGAAACACCACAGGCAACACUUCAGGAGGGACGAGCCUCACAGCUGCUUCGUGUGCGGCAAGACGUUCAGCCGGGUGGGGAACCUGCGUAUCCACCAGCGCUGUCACACGGGCGAGAAACCCUACUGCUGCCUUCAGUGCGGCCGGUGUUUCAGUCAGGCCGGGGACCUCAAAAAGCACAAGAGGGUCCACACAGGGGAGAAGCCGUACUAUUGCGGCCAGUGCGGCAAGAGCUUCAGCCGCGGGGAAAACCUAAAGAGGCAUCAGAAGAUCCACAUCGGAGAGACCUUACACCUGCAGCAGGCGUGGAGAGAUCAACAGUCGAAC